AUGGGCUUUGAUAUUCAAAGAUUUCCCAAUGUUAUCGAUGAAGAAUUAAUUUGUUCUAUUUGUCGCGGCGUUCUACAAGAUCCUCUUCAAAUACCAUCAUGUGAACAUACUUUUUGUCGAACUUGCAUUGAAGAAUGGCUUUCACAAACUCAAACAUGUCCCAUCGAUCGAACACCAAUAGAAAUCAAUCAAUUAAAGCUCGUACCACGAAUUCUUAAAAAUUUACUUAAUCGUUUAGAAAUCAAGUGUGAAAAUGAAGGUUGUAUAACAAUAGUCAAAUUAGAUGUUCUUGCAAAUCAUCUAACUGAUUGUGAGUAUAAUAAAAACAUAUUAAUUCAAUGCGAAAAUGGUUGUGGACUGAUAUUUAAUUUAAAUAUUAAAAAAACAACAAAGGAUCAUAAUUGUAUUCAAGCAUUAAACAACGAACUUAAUAAUGUUAAAAAUGAAUUAGAAAAAUAUCGAAAUGAUGUCGAUUUUUAUAAAACUGAAAUAUCUACACUUCAGGAAUUUAUUCGUCUUAAUCGUGCUAAUACUUCAACAAUAUCAUAUUCUUUUGAAGAUAUAGAAAAUCAUGAAAUAUUACGGUAUGAAAAUAACUAUACAGAUAAAUAUUUAAAUUAA
This is a messenger RNA of Rotaria sp. Silwood2, 621 nucleotides long. The record is from the annotation of a GenBank genome assembly. Lineage: Eukaryota; Metazoa; Rotifera; Eurotatoria; Philodinida; Philodinidae.